AUGGUUGUGGCAGGCAGCACCGCCGGAUGGGUAUCGAUCUGUGCUGCCCAACCUUAUCGCCAUGCAGCGCAGGACAGCAACAGGGCAUGGCAAAGGGCUCUUCAACUUCUCGCACCCGGUGCAGAUGAGAAAAGGUUCUUCGAUGUGAUCUGUGUUCUGGGGAAUGCCUGGCAGUGGCACUUCGCAGUGGAAGUCCUUGACUAUAUGGCCAGGGCCAGUGUGCAGGCCACGGUCUUUUGUUUCACGGCGGCUUUAAGUGCAUGCGAGAAGGCUACUCGUUGGCAGACAGCCGUCCAGCUGCUGAACGACAUGGGACAUGCGAAAGUGCGACCUAACAUUGUCACUGUCAAUGCCCUCAUCAGUGCAUGCGGGAAAGCCAGUGAAUGGCAGCUUGCAUUGCAAUUGACUUUCAGCAUGCAGAGGGCAGAGGGACUUAGGGCGGAUCAGGUCACAUACUGCGCUGCCAUCAGCGCAUGUGAGAAGGGGCUCCGCUGGCCACAGGCCCUUCACAUUUUUGCCUCAAUGCCCGGCACCAGAUUAGUGCAAGACGUGGUUGGCUUUAGUGCCACCAUCAGCGCAUGUGAGAAGGGCGGGCAAUGGGAGACGGCCCUGGGCCUGCUGGCACAGAUGCCAACAGCAAGGGUCACACAGGAUGCCGUUUGCAUCAGUGCCGUCAUUAGCGCCUUUGAGAAGGGCACACAGUGGCCCCUGGCACUCCACCUUUUGGCAGCAAUGCCGCAAUUCAGACUCAUCCCGAACGAAGUCAGCUUCAGUGCUGCCAUCAGUGCUUGCGGUAAAGGAGAGCAAUGGCAAAGAGCUUUGCAGCUGCUCUCCGAUAUGCCGACCGUACAUGCUAGACCCAACCAGGUCACACUCAGCGCUGCAGUAAGAGCCUGCGGAGAACUCUGGUGGAUUGCACUUCAAUUGGCACUGGGACCCGAGACGAAGGCUCUUUGCAACGAGGUCGUCCGGCAUGCUGCCAUCAGUGCAUGCGAAAGAGCCGGGCAGUGGGAAGCGGCUUUGCACUUGCUUUCAAGUUUGUCUUCCGUGCAGGAGAUCAUGUACACGUCGGCAAUCGGUGCAUGUGCCAGAAGCUUGCAAUGGCAGAGGGCCAUUCAGCUUUUGUCAGGCAUGCGUGCAGAAGUGGUGGAGCCAACAGAAAUCAGCUACAGUGCCGCCAUGGGCGCAUGCCAUGAAGCAGGUAAGUUUAAGCCUGCACUUAGCCACAUGUCAGAAGAGACCUGUGUGCGGACAUUGCGCGGGAUCCGCUUUGCGCAAAUGAAUUCUGGGCAUAGUGCCAGAAAUUGCUGGGGCACUGGCAAGGUGCAUCUCAGCUGCCACAAAGCAUGGCUGGUGUGCAGACAGAGAACGAGAACUCAGUCUUCCUGA
Messenger RNA from Symbiodinium sp. CCMP2456, 1389 nucleotides. The record is from the annotation of a GenBank genome assembly. NCBI's taxonomy places the organism in Eukaryota, Dinophyceae, Suessiales, Symbiodiniaceae.